GAAUUAUUGCUUGUCAUUUUUCAUAAUAAUUACGAUUGUUUCAAUGUGUUCGGUAAUCAGAUGCUUCCUGCAUCGCCAUAUUUUUGCAAGGAGGAUUCCAAAUUGUUAAUUUUUUUUCAUAACCUUUAAAUAUUUUAUUUGAUUCUUUUUUAUAAGCAGAAUAUAAUAUUAAUAAGUGUAGUCCAAUAUAUUUUAGAAAUAAAUCAUUUAGUAUAAUUUCAUUAAAAUUAUUGAAAGAUAUUUUUAAUAUGUUUUUGAAAUUAAUAAUAUAGUGAAUGUUAUUCUUUGACAAUGCUAUAAAGAUCGCUUAAUACAAACUUCCAUAAUUAUAUGAAAUUUAAAUAGUUACAUGAAAUAUCAUAUAUUGCAUAUAAUAUAUAUAAUUAAAAUUUGUUAUGAUUUUUGUUGCUUAUUUACAUUUUAAAGUAUAUCAAACGGUGUUUUGUAAUAAAGCAAUGCUCUGAUUGUUAUUUAAAUAUUAAAAUCGUAACACGCGUAAACGAAAACAAUGAAGGUGGUGCCAACGAAAAAGCGACGGUCGAUAAAAACCGACGGGUAAUGUCAAAUUGCACGAUGUGAAAAUUGACAAGUAACCCAGGCCUAUGCCUAGUUUCUAUAUACCUUCUCGUGGAUAUUUUGAUUUUCGCUAUGAGUGAUGGUACUUUCUCAGAAAAUCUGUCGGAAAGUAAUAUUUCUAUGGCAAAUGAUGCGGAAGAAUUAAACUCGCAGGGUUCCGUUGAUAAGCAUGUUAAGGGUACGAAUCUACCCACCGCGAGUAACAUAACCAAGAAGCGAUCAUAACGAAUAGAUCAGAUCGAAGCUACCGAAUGUCGGUUAUUACCUGAGACGUUUGAUGAGAUUGAAGAGCGGAGGGAAUCUCGAAUCCGAAAGAGAACCGAUCAGUAAUAUUUCUGAAAUGACCGAAAUCACGGAAAGCAUGUUAAACCGCGCGAUGCUAGAAAUCUCGAUGGUGUCCACGAGCAAUGAACAAACUAUACCGGAAGAUGAGGAUUCGAUCAAUUGGUCGGAGAACCAUGCUGUUAAAACGAAUAAUUACGAGGUUUAUGGUGGACCUUCGAACGAUUUCAGGGGACAUGAUCCUGGAGGACCUUCGUCUUCCAACUCGAACGAAAACGACAACACAAGUGAAUAUCCCGCCAUGAUUGCGACUGCUGAAAUCGAACCUGCUCAAACGAUUUCAAACUCCGUGACCACCGAAGCGAUGACCACGAAUGGGAUUUUCGUGAAUGUGUUGAACCGCGAAAAUAUCCCUGGGGGAAAUAUAUUGGAGUUCAGAGAAGCUUUGUCCUCGCACAUGGGAUCCCAAGUGGAAGAAGUUAGAGACCAAGAGACUCGAAAUGUCCCGUUGUUCUAUAUUCAAACCGACGAUCGCCAAGAGCUUUAUCUGCAGAAUACAUUAAACGUUGAAAGUGGAUUUAGUGGAUCGAAUACGAGGAGCGAAGUUAGCAGCAUAUCUGAAAAUGAAAACUCGGAGGUGCGUAAUCAAAGAAUAGGACAGGAUCGUGCACCACAAUUUUUUGGCGCCAUAAUGAGCGUAGACAAAAUGAUACGCAAGCCAAUUUGCCGCAACGAUGAUGAACCGACUAUAUAUUGACUUUUAUUGUUUCAAUAUCAAGAAUUAACGGAACCCUGCGCUUCAUAGACGUAAAUAAAGAAAACAUUUUUUAAGAAAAAAGUAAAAAAA
Molecule: messenger RNA, 1705 nt
Organism: Apis dorsata (giant honeybee)
Lineage: Eukaryota; Metazoa; Arthropoda; Insecta; Hymenoptera; Apidae
Exons: 6
Coding region: 854-1615 (253 amino acids)
Source: RefSeq, a predicted model, not a curated record